Cornus florida is the source of this 1466-nucleotide messenger RNA. Its product is annotated as polyadenylate-binding protein 2-like. Bases 714 to 1085 code for a protein of 123 amino acids. The transcript has 6 exons. The record is from RefSeq and is a predicted model, not a curated record. Gene Ontology annotation, molecular function: RNA binding. NCBI's taxonomy places the organism in Eukaryota, Viridiplantae, Streptophyta, Magnoliopsida, Cornales, Cornaceae.
AAUGGGUGCCGCCGUACAAGAUCCUGCUACUGCAGCUGCUAAUCAGGCAAAUAGGGAGGAAGUGGACUCUCGAUCAGUGUUUGUUGGCAAUGGUUUGACAUUAUUCUGAUGUGAAAAAUUCUUGUGCUAGCCAAAAAAAAAAAAAAAAAAAAAAAAAGAAAAAAAAAAGAGAGAGAAGAAAACAACUGUUUGGACAGAGUUAAGCAAAAAGAACAGGGAAAGAAAUUUACCGGGGAAAGAAAAAAAAGAACGGAGAAAGAAAUGGUAAUGUUGGAGGGUGAGAGAAAAUACGAAGACUAAAAUCCCCCCAAAAGUAAAUCUAAAAAAAAAUAAGAAAUGAGAGAAGAUUAGACACUUAAGGUUAGGAAAUAUGAUAGUGGAGAAGUUGGAAAUAAAAAACAAUGAGGGAAGAAAGAAAAAUCGCUGAGCCAAAAUCUUACCUUAUGGGGAAAAAAAAAAAAAAAAAAAAAAAAAAAAGGAAAAAUGAAGUGAAGAGGGGUAAAGAAUAAAUUGAGUGAUCAAAGUGAGGAGUUAUUGUAUAAACUUGAGUUGGAAUGAACGGGAAGCAUGAGAUCAUGAUCCUCAACCGGAACUCAAUCAGCUUGGAGAUGUAAUGAGCUUUUGAAGUGUGAGACUAGCCAUGGAUCUAUGCUGUCUUAAUAAGCCAGAGCACUGCUGUUGCCGGAGUGCAAUGCGCAGAUACUGUGCUGUUUAUGGUGGAUUAUUUAUGUACCCCUGAGGAAGUGCAGCAGCAUUUUCAGUCAUGUGGCACCGUGAAUCGAGUUACCAUACGGACUAACAAAUUUGGCCAACCAAAGGGUUAUGCUUACGUGGAAUUCGUUGAACCAGAGGCUGUUCAAGAGGCUCUGCUGCUGAAUGAAUCUGAACUCCAUGGUCGGCAAUUGAAGAUAUCAGCUAAGCGAACAAAUAUUCCUGGCAUGAAACAGUUCCGUCCACGGCGUCCAAAUCCCUACUCGGGUUACCGAUCCAGGACCCCAUAUAUGCCUCCUUAUUUCUACUCUCCAUUUGGAUAUGGGAAGGUUCCCAGGUUCAGAAUGCCAAUGCGUUACAGCCCCUACUACUAAAAGUUAGUUUUUGCUCAGGAUAAAUACUUUUGCUACUUGAUGGGUGGAUAUCCUUCAAACCUUUCCCUGUCUGUCUUGCGAAUUCGGGAAGAUGGAGUGGUCUUCGUGACACUUGGCCAGAGUGUUGGCUUGUGUGAGGAUCAAGUACUUUGUUGGGUUUGGUGGUAAACAUUGUAAUUAUGAUGCCUAGUUAUGUAAUGCUGCUCACUUACGUGUUUGAACUGCAUAUGUGGUUUUAUGACGGUUUCUAAAUAUCAAAUUUGUAUGGUCAGUUGAGCUUGCAAUGCAUUAUCAAUUUGCUUUAAGUUAAAGCCUUUGAUAUCUGCUGAGUUUGGGACAUGAGAGAACUUAAAAGGGUUCAAUGAAAUGUUUCUUAUCUAA